AUGUCUAUCUCAGGUUUCUCAAAUCUAUCUAUCUAUCUUUCUAUCUAUCUAUCUAUCUAUCUUAUGUAUGUAUGUAUGUAUGUAUGUAUGUAUAUAUCUUCAUAUUUAUUCAUCUAUCUGUUCAUAUCUAUCUAUCUAAGUCUGUUCACAUCUAUCUAUCUAUCUAUCUAUCUAUCUAUCUAUCUAUGUUAUCUAUGUAUGUAUGUAUAUAUCUAUCUUCAUAUAUAUUUAUCUAUCUGUCUAUCUAUGUAUCUCAGUCUGUUCACAUCUAUCUAUCUAUCUAUCUAUCUAUCUAUCUAUCACCAGUCUUUCUCACUUAUCUAUCUAUGCCUCUCCAGUCUUUCUUAUCUAUCUAUCUAUCUAUCUAUCUAUCUAUCUAUCUAUCUAUCUAUUACACAUAUACACACAUACAUAUAUAUAUAUAUAUAUAUAUAUGUGUAUUUACUACCUUUCUUCCUCUCCUGCAUUGAAUAUUUCUUUCUUUCUUUCUUUCUUUCUUUCUUUCUUUCUUUCUUUCUAAAAUUCUUCUUUUCUUGUAUUUCUCUCUUCGGCUAUUUGUCUCCGUCUCCAUUUUACUGUCAUUUUACUCUCUCUCUCUCUCUCUCUCUCUCUCUCUCUCUCUCUUUAUUAGACUUUCCUUCUCUCUUUCAGCUACUCUUUUUCCAUUUGCCCUCUCUUUCCCAGUCAGCGAGUCUCUUUUACUCUCUCUCUCUCCCUCUCUCACAGAUUCUUCUUUCACUUUUUCUCUUUUAUUCUCUCCCCCCUCUCUCUCUAGCUCUCUCUCUCUCUCUCUCUCUCUCUCUCUCUCUCUCUCAGAUUCUUCUUAUAUUUCUAUUUUUCUUUUUUCCUCCCUCCUUCUCGGAUUCAUUGAUCCUUUUACUCUCUUUUCUCUCUCUUUCCCUGUCACUUUUACUCUCUCUCUCUCUCUCUCUCUCUCUCUCUCUUACUUUCUCUCAGAUUCUUCUUACUUUCCCUCUCUCUUUCUUCAUUUUGUCUCUCUUUCCCAGUCAUUUUUUCUCUUUUACUCUCUCUCUAUCUCUUUUUCUCUCCCAGAUUCUUUUUAUAUUUCUCUCUUUGACUAUUCCUCUCUUUUCCUCCCUCUUCUCGGAUUCAUUGAUCCUUUUACUCUCUUUUCUCUCUCUUUCCCUGUCUCUCUCUCUCUCUCUCUUACUUUCUCUCAGAUUCUUCUUGUAUUUCCCUCUUAGACUAUUCCUCUCUUUUCCUCCCUCCUUAUCGAAUUCAUUGAUCCUUUUACUCUAUUUCUCUCUAUUAGACUUUCCCUCUCUCUUUCUUCAUUUUGUCUCUCUUUCCCAGUCAUUUUUUCUCUUUUACUCUCUCUCUCUAUCUCUUUCUCUCUCUCCCAGAUUCUUUUUUUAUUUCUCUCUUAGACUAUUCCUCUCUUUUCCUCCCUCCUUAUCGAAUUCAUUGAUCCUUUUACUCUAUUUCUCUCUAUUAGACUUUCUUUCUCUAUUUCUCCAUUUUGUCUCUCUUUCCCAGUCAUUUUUUCUCUUUUACUCUCUCUCUCUCUCUCUAUCUCUUUCUCUCUCUCCCAGAUUCUUUUUUAUUUCUCUCUUAGACUAUUUCUCUUCACUUUUCUUUUUUACUCUCUCUCUCUCUCUAUCUCUUUCUCUCUCUCCCAGAUUCUUUUUUUAUUUCUCUCUUAGACUAUUCCUCUCUUUUCCUUCCUCCUUAUCGAAUUCAUUGAUCUUUUUACUCUAUUUCUCUCUAUUAGACUUUCCCUCUCUCUUUCUCCAUUUUCUCUCUCUUUCCCGGUCACUUUUACUUUCCCCCUCUCUUUCUCUUAAGCUCUCUUAG
Acanthosepion pharaonis is the source of this 1815-nucleotide messenger RNA. Lineage: Eukaryota; Metazoa; Mollusca; Cephalopoda; Sepiida; Sepiidae. The record is from the annotation of a GenBank genome assembly.